UCAUAGGGUUUGAAUAAGGUCUGUUAUAGUUUUAGACUUCAGGGUUUACACGUUACAGCAAUGAGCAGAAAAAGGAACCCAAACUUUAGUGAAAUGGAACUCCAAAUACUUUUGGAUAAUGUGGAGAAAAAUAAGGACAUUAUUUUUAGUAAACAUUCAAAUGUUGUAACCAAUAUUUCCAAAAAACGAGUUUGGGAGGGGAUUUGUGAAAAGGUUAAUGCUGUGUCUUCGGGACACACUAGAACCGUAGACGAACUUCGAAAGAAAUGGUCAACCUAUGCCAGUGACACGAAAAAUAGGAUUUCCUCAAAUCGGAAAGAGUCAGUGAAGACCGGGGGAGGAAUGGCACCUCCUGAGCUUACGCCGCUUCAAGAUAAAAUUGUUGGUAUUAUGGGGCCCACGGCGAUCGAGGGAAUUUCAGGAGGUUUAGACACUUGCGGGGAAUUCGAGGAUGCAUGCAGCAGCCUCAGCUCUGCUUCAACUAUAAGUUUACAAGAUAAACCGUCUACCAGUGGGAACAAUGAAAUGGAUCCACCCAAAAAAGUGUCCUCCAGGAAGCGCCAUAUACAGGAUGAGGACAAUCAAAGCUCCCAAAGAUUAGUCGCAAUUGAAGAAGAGAGUUCUUGUAGAGAAGGAGAGACUUUCUAUUGA
This is a messenger RNA of Saccostrea cuccullata (small rock oyster), 651 nucleotides long. Its product is annotated as myb/SANT-like DNA-binding domain-containing protein 4. Gene Ontology annotation, cellular component: nucleus. The transcript is spliced from 2 exons. Bases 61 to 651 code for a protein of 196 amino acids. Lineage: Eukaryota; Metazoa; Mollusca; Bivalvia; Ostreida; Ostreidae. The record is from RefSeq and is a predicted model, not a curated record.